Molecule: messenger RNA, 1636 nt
Organism: Lineus longissimus
Lineage: Eukaryota; Metazoa; Nemertea; Pilidiophora; Heteronemertea; Lineidae
Exons: 2
Coding region: 1-1191 (396 amino acids)
Source: RefSeq, a predicted model, not a curated record
AUGGAACAAAUCGCUUCAAAUACGCCAGAAAGUGGGUCAGACGUUGAGCAGACGACAACAGAUACGGGCAGACGAUCGGACUCCCGCGACGAGCGCCCGUCACCUAGUCCCCGCCCGAGAUACGGCGCUGUUCUCCCUCAGCGGACUAAAAGCUGCGUCAGAAGGGAAUUCACUCUAAAAGUCGAGGCGGAUAAACUGAGUUCUGGAUUGAGUCCGGGGCCGAAUAAGUUAUAUUCUAGCCGGUCGUUGAGGAAUGCGAGGGAGUUGAACCGCGGUGAGCAGCGGCGGUUGGGGCGACAAGUGGACCGGUUGGACCGCCAGCUACACCGGCGGAAGGUGCGCCUGGAUACCGAGAAAAACGAGGUACUGGAUGAAUGCGUGAAGAAAUACCCAAAAGUCCAUAGUCAAACCGUUAAGGCCAAGUUGAUGAUCCGCGGCCAGGGCGAUAUGAUGGUGAGAAAGCUAGGCAACACAAGAUACAAGGAUAUCUAUGAAGACUUCUCGAUAAAGGAUAAACCGCACGAGGAAACACCGCCAAAAAUACCACCGCCGAAGCGAAAAAUGGACCUUGACCCGAAUGCCGUUGAUGCUGUUGCGAAAGCGAACGUCCUCCCGUCUCCCCGGCGAAGUAAGACAGAUUUGUAUGUGAACAGGCGGCUGAAAGAGACAAGACGGGGUACUGAGUUUCAUCUGGAGGGGCAGAGGUGCUUGGGAGGCGAGAGGGAUCGGGGGCACAGCGGAGAAGGGGAUUCACUCCCAAAACUUUCCCCUGCCUCUGGCGUGUCUCCAUCCAAGUUAGUUGACAACAAGUUCGGUUAUGUUAAAUCGCAUGUGUAUCAAUUAGAAACUUUGAAAAAGAAGCACGUGAAUUUGCCGGACUUGGAACGCGAGAUAAGCCAGUCGGCAGAAAAGCAUUUAUACGCGUGCCAGUUACCGCAUCACCGGGGGUCGAAGCGGUCAGACGGAGUGAGGAGCCUGGCACAGACAUUCUCUCCUGCGACGUCAUUGGAUGGGAGCACGGGCCAAUCAAAAUAUACGGAGCAGACGGACUCUGGUCACGUGUCAAAGGUCAAUCUGGUACAUAUUCAGAAGGUUAACAGAAAGACCCAUAGUUUGCCUCCGCUUGACUCGCCGGAGAAUAUAUAUUUGGAUGUGACAUUGCCGAAAGAGACACGGGUGACGGGCACAUAGUGUUUUCGAAUGUGACCAUGCUGGGGUGUAUCCCAAACUGACAGGACAGGGAAAGAGUAGGCCUACAUACAGGUUUGGUGACCUUGAAAAUACUAACAGUGGUGAAAAGGGGAUACACUGGAACGGACGGAGCAUAGUUAAAGAUGACAUUGUCAGGACUAAACUUGGUUCAUUGACGUUGUGUAGACAAAUAUACAAAAACUAUAAACACCAAACGUCUGCAAAGUCGUUUCCUUGAUAAAAGUACAACAUUGUGUAUAACUACAAUUUUAUUUUCCUGGUCACCUGUUAUUACGAACGGUGUACCUCUCCAAUGGAGUUUUAUUUGUAAUUAGGUUUCCUUUUUUGGAGACACCCUGUAUUGUAUCGAGUUCAAAAAUAUCCAUUCAUUGUUGAACAUUAGCGCCCAGAAAAUCAAUGGAGAAGAGAUCGAUCGAUUAAAAAA